Adineta ricciae is the source of this 894-nucleotide messenger RNA. The record is from the annotation of a GenBank genome assembly. Lineage: Eukaryota; Metazoa; Rotifera; Eurotatoria; Adinetida; Adinetidae.
AUGUCGUUCGACACUCUAUAUAUUUUUAAAAAAGCACAUUUUAUUGGUUAUUAUUCCGAAGAUACUUUUGCAAGAAAGAUGAAAGAAAACGAUUAUCUACAAUUAAUUCAACAUUCAUUAGUGGCAGGAUCUAUUGCUGGUUGUGCAGUUGAUUUAACAUUAUAUCCGAUUGAUACAAUCAAAACUCGUCUUCAACAAAAGAAAAGUUUAAAUCGACGAUUUUUAUUUUCUUCUUUAUAUUCGGGUGUUGGUUCGGUAUUAAUUGGAAGUGGUCCGUCAUCAGCUUUAUUCUUUACUUCGUAUAAUUUUGUAAAACAAACAAUUCAAUUUGAAUCUCAAUGGAAAACUCAUAUGAUCGCCGCGAUUUGUGGAGAAAUUUCUGCGUGUUUAAUUCGUGUUCCUGUUGAAAUUAUCAAACAAAGAGCACAAAUUAAUCGAACUCUACAUUUGUCAACAAUUGCACGAACAACAAUUCAUAAUGAAGGAUUUUUUGGUCUUUAUCGAGGAUAUUUAGCAACUGUUACAAGAGAAAUUCCAUUCUCAGUGAUUCAAUUUCCUUUAUGGGAAUAUUUCAAAAAAUGUUGGAGUGAAAUUCAAGGUUAUUCAGUUCAUCCAUGGCAAGGUGCUUUAUGUGGAUCAUUAGCAGGAGGAAUUGCUGCUUGUUUAACGACACCAUUUGAUGUGGCAAAGACACGAAUUAUGUUGGCACAUCAUUCAGAUACUGAUGCAGCUUCUCAUUCUUUGAAAAUUAUGAAGAACAUUGUGAAGAAUGAAGGAUUUCCUGCUUUAUACAGUGGUGUGUUACCUCGUACUAUAUGGAUUUCAAUUGGUGGUUUAAUUUAUUUCGGUUCAUUUGAGUUUGUGACAUCUUGGUUUUUCUCUCCAAACAAUUAG